Biomphalaria glabrata is the source of this 4558-nucleotide messenger RNA. Its product is annotated as homeobox protein Hmx-like. The record is from RefSeq and is a predicted model, not a curated record. The transcript has 4 exons. Gene Ontology annotation, biological process: regulation of DNA-templated transcription. Bases 513 to 2366 code for a protein of 617 amino acids. Gene Ontology annotation, molecular function: DNA binding; DNA-binding transcription factor activity, RNA polymerase II-specific. NCBI's taxonomy places the organism in Eukaryota, Metazoa, Mollusca, Gastropoda, Planorbidae.
GAAGACGCUGUUUAGGAAAAAUGUUGGCUAUAACUUUAGUUACAAAUUUGAUACAUUUACAAAACUAACCACUGGGGAGGAUAACCCUCAUGGACCCGACAUGUUACAUGAUAAGUUCUUGAGUACGCGAGGGUGGUAAUCGCAGGAUCGGAAUAUUAGUGCUAAAACUUAGCACCGGUAAUUGGAGUCGGUAGCCAAUGCAAUUCUUGGCAGCUUUUUCUCAUUAAUUGCUAAUAAUUAAAUAUUUACGCUUGGGUUGGCCGAAAGGGGCCUGAUAGAGGGGGGAGGUCAGUGUUUUUUUUUCUCUCUUCUUAAUGGAACGGACAUCACUGAAAGUUGUCACUUUCCAGGGAUAUAGCCGUGUUGACCACUAGUGUCCAGUCCUCAGAGCUUGUUGGAUUCAGAGAACAGUUACACUAUCUGAAAACAAAAACAAGAUUCAAAGACAGCACACGAGGAUGUUGCCACGUGACCAGGCGUGAUUGAGAGUAUCAGCAGUGAGAGACAAGAAAAUGCUGACCUCUAGAGUAGUGAAGAAAACCACCACGGCGACCACUCUGUCCGAAAUGCUGGACGACGACGUCGAGAUCAGCGCCUUGCACCCGGAUGGCGACGAUGCGGACAAAUUGACCUGCUCCUCGCCUGACCACAGCUCACCGUCUAACCAGGUAUCAAGCAGAAAGUGUGAGACGAAAAUGGGUGACGAUGCCUCGAGUGUCAACCAAGUGUCGAAGUAUUCAUCAAGCCACAAAGAGAAGCGCCCUCAGGUUGAAGCGUGCAAGAAAGAGAAACACUCUCACGUUGAAGCGUGCAAGAGAACCAGACUAGAGUCUAACAAUGUGGAGCAUAAUGACAAUAAAAGAAUAGAGCUUACUUCCAGCGUUCCAGAUCAUUCACAAUUGAUUUCUGACGACGCUGAAGUUACAUUAUCGUCAUGGCCGUCAAAAAAAUCUUGUGAUCCAAUGCAUUUUCUCUCAAAUCCAUUUGAGGGAGUUUUAAGAACUUCCACAUCAAAUCUACCGCCAUAUUUUGCCAAUAAUGACAAUCACGAUGUUUCAUCAGCUGUGUCCAGCAAAAGGGAUUCUGUGGAUGGACACAGUCGGACAUUUCCUUUCUCGUCUUCCACUUCACCUCCGUCCACAUCGCCAAGCCGAAACGACGGAAAUCUCGAGCCAACACCUGUAAAUUUCAGGUUAGGUUCUUCGUCGCUCGGGCUCUUCCAGUCGCCUCAUCUGAAUUUCUUUCAGCGUGAUCCUUCCAGGGAAAACCCUGGCGCCGAGCCCAGCAAACUUUUCUCGUACACCUCCAGCAGGCGAGCAGAGUCAGAACAUGAGAUAUUGAUCAGUGACUCCGCGAGGCGUUCGUCUUCUUUCUCGUCUGAAGACUUCAAGGACAGUUAUGAGGAAAGACAUGUAGAAGAAGGUGAUUACCAAAGAGGUACUAGACUAAUGUCUAGUCCAACAUCUUCUUACCAUCGCUUCACUCAGCAACAAAAUAAGUCCAGUGACCGUCCCUCGGAUAUUGCGCAAAAGAAAUCUCCUAGAACAUCCUUCCUGAUUUCUGACAUUCUUGGAGAUAAAGAGAAUCCUAAAGACUCAGCAGUACCAGAGCCUCGCACGGAGCUCAGAUUUCCUCCUAUAAACCUGGGAGGACGCUUUUCCAAUUUUACUCCAGUAAGACCUAGUUUAUUUCAUGCGUCCCCGUUUCUCCCAUACCCUGGGGUCAGCUCACGGACUCGCGAAAUGCACGCGGCAGCGGCUGCAGCUGCUGCUAGCUUAGUGGGAGACACCAUCUGCCAUGACGAUGAGAUGAAUGGAGACAAUGAAGAUGAUGAUGAUGAUGAUGGCCGAGACCAUGAUUCAGCCAGUGAAAAAAGUUUUGAUCAUGAUCUUAACGGCCAACAUGGAGACCUCGGCUCCUCCAUGGGUUGCAAGUCAAAGAAGCCCAGAAAAGCCAGGACUGCCUUCACUGACCACCAGCUGUCUGUCCUGGAGAAAACGUUUGAGAGACAGAAGUACCUGAGUGUCCAAGACAGGAUGGAACUGGCAUCUAAACUCAACUUGACCGACACGCAAGUCAAGACAUGGUACCAGAACAGAAGGACCAAAUGGAAACGUCAGACUGCAGUGGGACUCGAGCUGUUGGCCGAGGCUGGAAACUACGCCGCUGUCCAGAGGAUGCUUCAAACUAACCCUUACUGGGCGUCCUACCACCCUCACGCCGCCGCUCUUCUCUCUAGCAUGGACUCCCUGUACUACAGGCACGGCGUGACGUCACUUCCCAUGACCAGCAGACCCGUUCUUCCGCGCAUGCUCCUGCACAACAUGCAACAACCUGUGGCCCCCUUACCGCCACCCCACCAUUAGUAUUUUAUCAUUUUAUUGUAUACAUUACAUUUUUCUUUCGCAAUUUUAAAUGUACAUAAUGUAUAAACUUUAUUUUUUGCCUAUUUAUUUCUCCGAAGAUUACUGUUUUAGACAAGUCUUAAAUAGAUCUAUAUAUGUUACAAAUUACAAUGAUCAUUUAAAAUAUCGAUAAAGUCAAAACAUAUUAUAUCGUCACAUAAAGUUAAUACACAUUUGAAAUACUCAAAUGUCCUUUUAAGACUUAGUGGUCAGUGCAAAGAGGACCGGUUGCGGUGGUCAACGUUAAAAGUAAUUUCAGCAGUCUAUAUGUAUGCAUUAUAGUAUGUUGCUUGCAUGCUCCGCUGAUUAUAACUUAGUAAGAAGAACAGACUAAUCCAUAUUUAUUCUAUUUUAGCUUGAGCAGCGCUUGCAUAAAACACAGUAAAACAAGAUUUUUAAAAGUUUUUUUUUAUAAUUGGUUACUUUGACUGCAUGUGGCAAAAAUGGUUAAAGUAACAGAUAGUAACAUACUGUUCGGCACACGAUCCAAAAGAGAGGUAGUGCCUAGCCAAUCAACUUUUUCUUCCAUUUUGUAAACAAAAUAUUAUUUAUCAACAUAUGUAUAAUAGAGCUAACCUUCGUUCCUCUUUGUGGUUAUAUUGUCCUAAAGCUUAAUAAUGUAUUAUGGCGCAACUUUGUUCCGUACAUUCAAUCUGUGCAGAAUGGAUUAUUAUCAAUGACAAACAUAAGGUUAUAUUAUGGGAUCUUUAUCGUGCAUUUCAUUUAAGUUAUAAGAAAAUGACGUUUUAUAAGUAACGUCCUUUGUUGUUUUUUUUUUGUUUUUUGUCAUAAUAAAAAAAUGUUGCUUUGUUUUUUUUUAAUAUUUGUAAAAUAUAGUAUUUUAUAUUAAAUAUUUUUUUAAAUAUGAUCAAAGUUCAACGGUUAGGUAAUUUAGAAAAAUAAAAUGCUAAAUAACAUUGUAAAUACUGACUGUUAGGCGACAUCUUAUUAUGACUAGAUAUAUUUCUAGACUUGACUAAAUAUAUUGGGGGGAAAAACACUUGUUACAGUGUAUCUAUUUAAAUAUUUUUAAGAUGUGUUUUUUUUCCAAUGUUUUCUGUCAACUUUGUACGGUCUAAUCUUCUAUUCUUAUAUCUAAUUAGGCUCCAGCUUAUUAUUAUAGAAUGUUCUAUUCUCAACUCGAAAUCUGUUCGGGUUAAAAUAUCAGUCUCGUUUUUGUUCGAUUCAUAAUAGACAGAAACCAAUGGCUGACAAGAUGUCUGCUUGUGGAGAACAAAAUUAGGGAAAAAAAAACUGAAUUAAAAUAAAAACAAUAAUUUCAGAGGACUCGCGAAACAAUUACAAAAUCCUGUUUGUUUGUUCUGGCAGUUAGAUGGGUAGACAGCAGUUCUUUAACAUCAUACUUCUCUUGGACGAUCCCAGCACAUUUUAUGUUCUAUCAUAUCUACUCAGUAAAUGUUGAUGUAGAUUUAUUGUUUAUAUUUCAUGCUAAACAUAAAGUUGGAUUGGAAUCUGAAAUGCAACUGUUUGUUUGUUUGUUUGUUUGUUCUCACUCAACAUUCUUGCCAUCACUACUUUGUAAAUACAUUUGAAUAAAGACAUGAAUAUUCAACACGUUAGACAUGUUAUGUUGUGUCUGCUGUUAGGGUCUUGUGGAUGUUGUGUCUGCUGUUAGGGUCUUGUGGAUGUUGUGUCUGCUGUUAGGGUCUUGUGGAUGUUGUGUCUGCUGUUAGGGUCUUGUGGAUGUUGUGUCUGCUGUUAGGGUCUUGUGGAUGUUGUGUCUGCUGUUAGGGUCUUGUGGAUGUUGUGUCUGCUGUUAGGGUCUUGUGGAUGUUGUGUCUGCUGUUAGGGUCUUGUGGAUGUUGUGUCUGCUGUUAGGGUCUUGUGGAUGUUGUGUCUGCUGUUAGGGUCUUGUGGAUGUUGUGUCUGCUGUUAGGGUCUUGUGGAUGUUGUGUCUGCUGUUAGGGUCUUGUGGAUGUUGUGGCUUAGUGGUAAAUCACUUCCGGACCAAAAGCUCCCUAGUGUCCCGAUGAAGUCAAAAAUGUUUAAACAUUGGGAUUUUAUCACGUGACUUGGGUUAAAAAAAUAAAGGUGGUCGGUCGCUGUGCUGGUCACAUGACACCUACGUUUAUUAUGUUAUUAUUUGUAAUGUUGACUUUGUAGCACUUGUGAGAAAACAAAUACCAUUAUGA